Messenger RNA from Lachancea thermotolerans CBS 6340, 1062 nucleotides. It is a transcript of the gene TPK2, whose product is annotated as cAMP-dependent protein kinase catalytic subunit TPK2. Gene Ontology annotation, molecular function: ATP binding; cAMP-dependent protein kinase activity. The record is from RefSeq and is a predicted model, not a curated record. Gene Ontology annotation, biological process: peptidyl-serine phosphorylation. Lineage: Eukaryota; Fungi; Ascomycota; Saccharomycetes; Saccharomycetales; Saccharomycetaceae. The transcript has a single exon. Gene Ontology annotation, cellular component: nucleus; cAMP-dependent protein kinase complex. The coding region runs from base 1 to 1062 and encodes 353 amino acids.
AUGGAGUACCAGAACGAGGGUUACGGCCACUCUGUGGUGCCAGACAGACCCGGAAUGGGAGAGCGUCAAAGAUCGCUCCUACCACAGCGUUCAGCAGUUUCCAAAGGGAAGUACUCGCUGAAUGAUUUCCAGAUACUACGUACGCUGGGGACAGGCUCAUUCGGACGCGUGCACUUAGUGCGGUCCGUGCACAACGGGCGCUACUAUGCAAUUAAGGUUCUCAAGAAAGAACAAGUCAUCAGAAUGAAGCAGAUUGAGCACACGAACGAUGAGCGGCGCAUGCUUAAGCUGGUAGACCACCCAUUCUUGAUUCGCAUGUGGGGUACGUUCCAGGAUUCGCGCAAUCUUUUCAUGGUCAUGGACUACAUCGAAGGUGGUGAACUCUUCUCGUUGUUGCGUAAGUCUCAACGUUUUCCAAACCCAGUGGCCAAGUUCUAUGCGGCCGAAGUAAUUCUGGCCCUGGAGUAUCUACAUGCGCAUGAUAUUAUAUAUCGUGACCUCAAGCCGGAGAACAUCUUGCUGGACCGUAACGGCCACAUCAAGAUCACGGACUUCGGCUUCGCCAAGGAGGUCGACACCGUCACUUGGACUCUGUGUGGUACGCCAGACUACAUUGCGCCUGAGGUCAUCGCUACCAAGCCUUACAACAAGUCAGUCGAUUGGUGGUCUCUGGGCAUCCUUAUCUUUGAAAUGCUUGCAGGAUACACGCCUUUCUACGACGCGACGCCUAUGAAAACUUACGAGAAGAUUUUGCAAGGGAAGGUCGCGUAUCCACCCUUCUUCCACCCGGAUGUGGUUGACCUGCUGUCUAAGCUAAUCACCGCAGACCUGACCAGGAGAUUGGGUAACUUGCAAAGCGGGCCCCAGGACGUCAAGUCGCAUCCAUGGUUCAGUGAAGUAAUAUGGGAAAAACUGCUAGCAAAGGACAUUGAAACGCCAUACGAGCCCCCAAUAACCGCGGGAGUUGGUGACUCCUCGCUGUUUGACCAAUAUCCCGAAGAGCAGCUCGACUACGGAAGUCAGGGAGAUGACCCCUUUAUGCAGUACUUCAUCGAUUUCUGA